Molecule: messenger RNA, 1803 nt
Organism: Salvelinus fontinalis (brook trout)
Lineage: Eukaryota; Metazoa; Chordata; Actinopteri; Salmoniformes; Salmonidae
Product: growth/differentiation factor 5-like
Exons: 2
Coding region: 1-1617 (538 amino acids)
Biological process (GO): SMAD protein signal transduction; BMP signaling pathway
Cellular component (GO): extracellular region
Molecular function (GO): growth factor activity; cytokine activity
Source: RefSeq, a predicted model, not a curated record
AUGAAAGUACUGGAAAGUGUCCCUCUUUUAUUGGGGUGUUGGACUCUCUUAUACCUGGACUUUAUCCCAGCGUCACUGAGCCAUACCGGCAUUGCAGAGUGCGCACCCGAGAGCGGAGGCAAGGAGCACACAGGCGGAGCAGGUGAAGGAGCCAACCCGGGAAUUGGCUCAACUGCCAGGUCGACGGUAGGAAACUACGGCGCAGGGGGUUGGAAGUCUCUAAGUGCUGCGAGGAUCACGCGCAUUAGAACAGGACCCCCGCUGAUAAAGGGCGAGGCAGCCAAAGCGAAAGCUGUGACAUUAGUGUCAUCACCGCACAGCGUAACGGUCAGCCGUGCUCGCGGAGCUGUCAAUUUGGGGCCCAAGGAGGCUGUGCGCUAUUGGGCACCCGGCGGGGAUGCUACUAAAGCAGCAGCUGCGCCUGUUCCCGUGGCGUUGAGCAUGCAAACAGGCAAAGGCUCAGGCAGGCCUGGACAGAGCAAAGGAAACACUGUCCCCAGAGCUGCAACAUCAGCUCGAACUGGACAACAAAAGGAGGUUGACGUGCAAAAGCACAUCGCUCGGUUGGCCCAAAUGAGUGGCAAAGCAACGGGCAAACUUAACGGCAGAUACUCUCCAAAGCUCCUAUUGGUAACUCCGCAUGACUACAUGUUGUCACUGUAUUGGUCACUAUCCACAGGAGGGGUGAACACUAGUGUGCUGCACGAGGCUGGCAUGGCCAACACCAUCACAAGCUUUGUGGAUAAAGGACAAGAUGCCCGUAUUCCCCAGCUGAGAAGACAGAAGUAUUACUUCAACAUCAGUUCCCUGGAGAAGGAGGGGUUACUGGGUGCCGAGCUGCAUAUACUCAGGAAAAGACUGGCUGAUCCACACAAAGCACUUUCCACUGACAGAGUUUUCUGCCUGAAGCUGUUCACUUGUGUAGCAGGUAAGCAGAAAGCUACACUGCUCCAAACUCAAACCAUCAAGGACCACAAUUCGCCCAAAUGGGAAGUGUUUGACAUUUGGAAACUAUUCAAGAAUUUCAAGAACACCGUCCAGCUUUGCUUUGAGCUGGAGGGUUUAGAACGGGGAAGCCCCGUGGACCUCAGGGCACUGGGCUUCAGUCGUCCGGGCAGGCAAACCAAAGAGAAGGCCUUUUUCCUCAUGUUCGGGCGCACCAAGAAAAAUGACUUGUUCUACAACGAGAUCAAAGCUCGGUCGGGCCACGACAACAAGACUGUGUACGAAUACCUGUUCACUCAGCGGCGCAUGCGCCGAGCUCCAACCAACCGCGGCAAGAAGCUAGCCAAGAACCCCAAGCCUCGUUGCCACAGGAAGCAGCUGCACGUCAACUUCAAGGAGAUGGGCUGGGACGAUUGGAUCAUCGCCCCACUAGAGUAUGAGGCCUACCACUGCGACGGGGUUUGUGACUUCCCUAUUCGCUCGCAUCUCGAGCCCACCAACCACGCCAUCAUCCAGACGCUCAUGAACUCCAUGGACCCCGACUCGACUCCGCCCACCUGCUGCGUGCCUACUCGCCUCAGCCCAAUCAGUAUCCUCUACAUUGACUCGGCCAAUAACGUGGUCUACAAACAGUAUGAGGACAUGGUGGUGGAGUCCUGUGGCUGCAGGUAGCAAUGGACGAAAGACUCAUCUGAGGUCUUGGUUUUAUAGUUCAGCCUGAAAUCCUACAGAGUUUGAGUUAAAUAUUUUGAGUUAACAGAUUGUUUAACACUCGAAAGUUUUAGAACACUGAGUCAUUCGAGGGUUUUUAUUUAUUUGUACUAUUUUCUAUAUUGUAGAAUAAUAGUGAAGACAUCA